AAUACAGAGAACUCCCAGAGGCCGAAACCUUUUAUAAAUAGAUGCAUGCAGCAACUUCAUUUCACAUAGCCAUCAGUCUCACGAAACAUAAAGUAUUCGUAACUCGAUCUCUCGCUGUCUACAAAGCUUACUUCCUUCACUUAAAAUCCUAGCAACUCAUCAUAUAAUUCUAGAUAGAAAAAUGGUAUGCAAAUCAGCUGAGAAAGAGCACCCAAAACAGGCAUUUGGAUGGGCUGCAAGGGACUCUUCUGGUGUCCUUUCCCCCUUCAAUUUCUCCAGAAGGGAAACCGGAGAGAAAGACGUGACAUUCAAAGUGUUGUAUUGUGGGAUAUGCCAUACGGACAUUCAUAUGAUAAAAAAUGAGUGGGGCACUUCUUCCUACCCUAUGGUCCCUGGGCAUGAGAUUGUAGGAGUGGUGACAGAGGUGGGGUGCAAAGUAGAAAAAUUCAAGGUUGGAGACAAAGUGGGCGUGGGUUACAUUGUUGGAUCUUGCCGCUCUUGCGAUAAUUGCAGCAACAAUCUUGAGAAUUACUGUCCACAAAUGAUACUCACUUUCGGUGCUAGUUACUUGGAUGGAACCACCACCUACGGUGGCUACUCUGACCUUAUGGUUGCUGAUGAGCACUUCGUCGUUCUUAUUCCAGAUACCUUUUCUCUUGAUGCUGCUGCUCCUCUCCUAUGUGCUGGGAUAACAGUGUAUAGCCCCUUGAAAUACUAUGGACUAGACAAACCCGGUUUGCAUGUGGGCGUGGUCGGCCUUGGUGGUUUAGGUCAUGUGGCUGUGAAAUUUGCAAAGGCUAUGGGGGUGAAGGUGACAGUGAUCAGCACGUCUUCCAACAAGAAGCAAGAGGCUCUGGAGCAUCUUGGAGCUGACUCAUUUUUGGUUAGCCGUGACCAGGAUCAGAUGAAGGCUGCAACGGGGACAAUGGAUGGUAUAAUUGAUACAGUGUCAGCAAUGCACCCUCUGCUGCCUUUGAUUGAUCUAUUAAAGUCUCAUGGAAAAUUGGUUUUGGUUGGUGCCCCAGAGAAGCCCCUGGAGCUACCAGCCUUUCCCUUGCUCACGGGGAGGAAGAUUGUAGGCGGUAGCAUGGUAGGAGGAAUGAAGGAGACACAAGAUAUGAUUGAUUUUGCAGCAAAACACAAUAUAAAAGCAGAUAUAGAAGUCAUCCCAAUUGAGUAUGUGAACACAGCAAUGGAACGUUUGCUUAAAGGCGAUGUUAGAUAUCGAUUUGUCAUUGAUAUUGGAAAUACUAUCAACUCUGCAGGCAUUUGAAUUAUUUUAUACCUUUAUUAUAUUUGAUGAAUUGCGUAUGAAUUAUGUUCAUAUAUUAACUGGGACUUGAAGCCAUUGUAUCCUGUGUGCACUGCCUCGUUGCGGAACGUCAUGGAAACGAUGCCGUCAUGAGGCAAUAUUUUAUUAUUUUUCAAUAAAGGUCUAUUUUUAACUUUA
This is a messenger RNA of Hevea brasiliensis (rubber tree), 1450 nucleotides long. RefSeq names its product probable mannitol dehydrogenase. Gene Ontology annotation, molecular function: cinnamyl-alcohol dehydrogenase activity; zinc ion binding. NCBI's taxonomy places the organism in Eukaryota, Viridiplantae, Streptophyta, Magnoliopsida, Malpighiales, Euphorbiaceae. The record is from RefSeq and is a predicted model, not a curated record. The transcript is spliced from 5 exons. Gene Ontology annotation, biological process: lignin biosynthetic process. The coding region runs from base 182 to 1273 and encodes 363 amino acids.